CAUGAAGUAUCUAAGCUUCCAAAUUCAGUGGCCCGCCCCUUAUUCUUCAGGGGAGUCUGAAUAGAUAAAUCUACUAGGGCCAGAGAGAUUUAACUGUGUAGAAGAAGCACUAGCGGCGGCGGCGGAGGAUUUGCAGUGAAACAAGAGUAAUAUGGAGAAGGCAGAGUCGGAGAGAAAGGUAGAGGAAUCUGUGGAAGAAGAUGAUCAGGUUGUAAAUCCAUGGCAAGUUUCGGCUAAAGAUGGAGGAAAAAUCGAUUACGAUAAGCUAAUUGACAAAUUCGGCUGCCAGAGGCUCGACCAGUCUCUCGUUGACCGAGUCCAGCGCCUUACUUCUCGUCCUCCCCAUGUCUUCCUUCGCCGCGGCGUCUUCUUUGCCCAUCGGGACUUCGAAGAAAUUUUGAAUGCGUACGAGAGGGGGGAGAAAUUCUACUUGUAUACUGGAAGAGGACCUUCGUCUGAAGCAUUGCAUUUGGGGCAUCUCGUUCCUUUUAUGUUUACCAAAUAUUUGCAAGAUGCAUUUAAGGUGCCCCUUGUGAUACAACUCACUGACGACGAGAAAUGCAUGUGGAAAAAUCUUUCUGUGGAAGAGAGCCAGAGACUUGCUCGUGAGAAUGCAAAAGACAUCAUUGCUUGUGGUUUUGAUAUUUCCAAAACCUUUAUCUUCUCUGAUUUUGAUUACGUUGGUGGUGCUUUUUAUAAGAACAUGGUGAAAGUUGCCAAAUGUGUUACAUACAAUAAGGUUGUUGGUAUUUUCGGGUUUACUGGUGAAGAUCAUAUUGGAAAAGUUAGUUUUCCACCAGUGCAGGCAGUUCCUUCAUUUCCGAGUUCAUUUCCACAUCUUUUCUCUGGCAAGGAUGAUCUUCGGUGCUUAGUACCUUGUGCUAUUGAUCAGGAUCCUUAUUUUCGAAUGACAAGGGAUGUUGCUCCUCGCUUAGGUUAUCAUAAACCUGCACUGAUCGAAUCUUCUUUCUUUCCUGCUCUGCAGGGCGAGACAGGAAAGAUGUCCGCUAGUGAUCCAAAUUCUGCAAUAUAUGUGACUGAUUCCGCAAAGGAAAUAAAAAACAAGGUAAACAGAUAUGCAUUCUCCGGUGGCCAAGAUUCUAUAGAGAAGCACAGAUUAUAUGGAGCAAAUCUCGAGGUAGAUAUACCCAUCAAAUAUUUGAACUUUUUCCUUGAUGAUGAUGCUGAACUUGAACACAUAACAAAGGAGUAUGGUGCUGGACGCAUGCUAACAGGUGAAGUGAAGCAGCGCCUAAUACAAGUAUUGACUGAAAUGGUAGAAAGACAUCGUAGAGCUCGGGCUUCUGUGACAGAUGAGAUGGUGGAUGCGUUUAUGGCAGUCAGACCCCUCCCUAAUAUGUUUGACUGAAGUAGUCGACAUUCUUCGAACCGCUAUUUAUCAUGGACCUGCAUUGGAUGCGACACGAAAGGGUGGGGGUUCAUGUCUCUCGCUCGACCCACCAGUCGGAUUGAUUGUCUUAACUCGAACCAUUUUUGAACACGAGGGUUUUUUCUUUUCCAACAUAAACUUUCUAUAGCCUAUAUUUAUCCAAAUUUUAUAUUGUUAGGGAA
This is a messenger RNA of Cucurbita pepo subsp. pepo (vegetable marrow), 1572 nucleotides long. Its product is annotated as tryptophan--tRNA ligase, cytoplasmic. Lineage: Eukaryota; Viridiplantae; Streptophyta; Magnoliopsida; Cucurbitales; Cucurbitaceae. Gene Ontology annotation, cellular component: cytoplasm. Gene Ontology annotation, molecular function: ATP binding; tryptophan-tRNA ligase activity. Gene Ontology annotation, biological process: tryptophanyl-tRNA aminoacylation. The record is from RefSeq and is a predicted model, not a curated record.